AUGACGGAAUUAGGAAGACAUGGUUAUAAUCAUAUGAUAGUAUGGCUUGAUGAAAACAUAGCUUCACCUGAUCACUAUCAUGACUUUAAAAAAGUAUUUGCUACAACAACAAAUCCUGAAUCAACACUACAAGAAUCACUUGUUGAUGUAGAUAUUAAUAAUCUUAUUCAUGAUGAUGUGACACGACGCGAUACAAGUUUUCUUAAUGUUCCAUUUCCAUUUAUAUUGUUCGAUAGUAUAGAUCCGUGCCUUGCUUUUCUUCAGAAAAAUGCUGGUGAGAAGCGUAUUUUCUUUAUGACUUCUGGUGACUUAGGACAACAUAUCGUACCGGCUAUUCUUAACAAUCAUCAAAGUAUUUUUCAAGAUAAAAAUGGUAAUUUGUAUGAAGAUUCUAUUUAUAUUUUUUGCGCUAAUAUGACCGCUCAUAUUGAAUGGGCACGACAGUUUUUGGACUUCUGUUGUAUCAAAAUAAUAACUGACGAUCGACAAAUGUUAGCUCGUCUUACUCGUGAUAUUGCUAAGUAUUUGUCAUCAAAAGGAGAAGAAGAAUUGUCCAACAACAAUUUAUCGGCUAUCACAUUGGCACUGCAAUAUUUUAGUUGGGCACAUAAUCUUUAUCAGCAAGCGGAUAAAGUUAGACCAGGAUAUCCAUCUAACGAUUCAAGAAAUCCAAUAAACAUUCUAAAGCCGUUGAUUGCCAAGGCGGAACAGAAACUUCGUGAACUACAGACCAAUAGCAAUGAUGACGAUGAUGGGGAGCAAAUGAGCGUUGAAAAUUAA
Molecule: messenger RNA, 780 nt
Organism: Adineta steineri
Lineage: Eukaryota; Metazoa; Rotifera; Eurotatoria; Adinetida; Adinetidae
Source: the annotation of a GenBank genome assembly